AUGGCGGGCCGCUUUGUCACGAGUCGCCCCGGCCCCGGCGGGUCGAUCGCAUACGAGCUCGACCCGGCGAGUGUCACGGCAGCCUUCCCGUCGCAUGACGUCUCGACGGCGCUCAAGGCCAUGGUCGAAGUCUCGCUCCGCGACGUUGGCAGCCUUCUCCCCAGAGACAUCCACGACGUCAACACGGCCAAGCUCCAAGAAUUCUUCCCAGACGGCCUCCAGGCCACGGACGAGCUCGUCGUGCUGCCGUACAAGAAGGCUCAUACGCAAAUGGUGGGCCUCGCCGAACUUCCCGAUCUUCCUCUCGGCCACCGCGCUGCGUUUGUUGGGCAAGGCAAGCUCGAGCUCGCCCCGGGAAUCGACCCGACGCGGUUCAUCGCGAUUGGCGCCAUCCAACUCGACCUUCUCCUUAUGGGGAAGCAUCGCCUGAAGAAAUGGAAGCGCGACGUCGAGAAAUUGCUCGAGUUCUCCGCUGCGAUCCCGGUUGACCCGCCGACGACGCCCCAGCGUAUCAAAGGCAACCCACUCAUCAUGGCGUCUCCAUCGCCCCGGCGCAUUGGCGGGCGCCCCAUGACGUCGCCGUCUGCCCGGAGCUUGCCGUCGCGAUCGCCGCAAAUGAUUGAGUUCAUUCCGCAGCCGUCGUCGGCGUCGUCGCCCGCCAAGAAGAAGACGAAGGCUGGCGCGCGUCUCCAGGCGGUGGUGGAGCUCGACCCGAUCGAGACGAUGAAGACGGCGUUCAACGACGCCAAGACGCCCCAGACGCCCAAGACACAGAAAUCGUCGACCCAGACACGCGAUUUCUUCUUCCAAGUGCUUGGGUCCGAGGCGCCCAAGUUCUCGACCAAGAUGUCCACGACGGAAACGUACCAGGAGCGUUUUGUCGCGCUUCUCGUCGCCGAGGCCAGAGCCGCCAUCAUCGCUGGGCAAAACCCGCUGCCUGCCACGUUCACAGAGCUCGCCGCCUCGUUGGACGGCGUCUCAGACCCAAACGCUGCGACGUUCCAGACGCGUGGGGAAAACUCGAUCAAAAUCGGUGACGUCGUCCGCCUCAAGGUUGACAACUCACGACGGGCUAUCGGCAUUGUCGAGCGCGCGCAUAGACAAACGAUCGACGUCGUCUUCCUCCAUGCAGCGAAGACGGUGCUCGACCUCCCCAAGGCCGUCAAGAUCGAAGCCAAGGUGGUCGCGUCGCUGGUGACGACGCUGCGCAUGGUCCACGGCGUCGGUUCCAUCGACAAGUUGCCCGGGCACUUGCGCGACGUCAUCCUCAACCAGUCAAGUGCCACCGCGUCCGUCUCAGUGCACAAGGUUGCCGCGACCACGCUUCGCGACGUCAUCGCAAAGUCGACCGGGGCGCUUAAGACGUCGACCAAGGGCAAGGGCAAGAAGUCGACCAAGAAGCAAAUGUCCAAGGAGGACGAAGACGUCGUGCUGACGCUCUUGACAGAUCUCACCAAGAUGAAGAUCUCGGUCGAAACCCUCGAGGUGACCAAGAUCCACGACGUCGUCGCCGAGCUCGUCAACAAGGUCAAGGCGCCCACCGAAGCCAUUGCCAUGGCGGCGGCCACACUCGACAACGUAUAUCAGUCGCUCAUCACGCCGAAGCUCUACGACGUGGACCGCUCGGUGGCCGAUCUCAUCGCGUCCGAGAUCAACCCGUCGCAGUUCAAGGCGCUGCGUCGCGGCCUUGGCAACCUCGAGACCGGUCUCUCGCUCUGGAAGGGCCGCCGGGCGUCGCCGUCCAAGGGUCCGUUGCCAAGUGUCCUUGUGACCUCGGAUUCGAACGCAGCGAUCGACGAGAUCAUCGAGCGCAUCUUCUCGGUGGGAAUCUACCUCGUUGGCCACACGACGAAGGUCCAAGCGCGACUGCCACGCCCGGAAGGAUUCUUGGCGCCCCCGCUCACGGCCGUCAAGAUGGGCAGUCGGCCUGGCGCGCGGGACAUUGGCCUCGCGACGGCAGCUGCGCAGUACAAGAAGGAGAUCAAGGACGCGUGCGAGAAGCUUCCCGCCAACGACAAGCGCGCCGCGAGCCUUCGCGUCGAGAAGGAUCUGGACAAGUGGGAGCUCUUGGCGCGCGUUGCGGGCAAGGCCAACAUCAUUUUUGCGACGCAUUCGUCGUGCGCUGGCGCUGACAUGACGCACAAGCUCCGGCAGUCGGGCUUUGACGCGGUCAUUGUCGACGAGUGCGGCCAAGCGACCGAGCCGAGCUCGCUCCUCGCGCUCCUCGCGCAGGCCGGUCGGUUCUUUUUUGUGGGCGACACCAAGCAGAUCGCGCCGACCGUCGUCAGCGACGACGCCAAGACGCACGGCUUGGACGUCUCGCUCAUGGAGCGCUUGGAAGCGUAUUUGCCCGUGACGAUGCUCACCGAGCAACAUCGCAUGCAUCCGUUCAUGAGUGCAUUCACGGCCAAGGCGUUCUACGACGCUGCUUUGACGGACGCGCCGGCGAUCGCGCGACGCGUGUUGGCGCAGGACGCAAGCAUGUACGCGCACCCGGCGUUCCAGCCGCUCACUGUCGUCGACAUCGCUGGCGUUGAGAAGCGCGUCGGCACCUCCAAGGCCAACGACGCCGAAGUCAAGUUUUGCAUCGACCAGAUCGAGCAACUCAUGAUGACAUUUCCGCGGGUUCAGAGCGGCGAGUGGAGCAUCGGGAUCAUCACACCGUACAAGCCGCAAGUGCACAAGAUUGUGGGCGCCAUUAACGCCAAGAUCGCAGCCAAGAUGGAGCCCGCGGCGUGGAGCAGCAUCGAAGUGUCCUCGGUCGACGGCUUCCAGGGCCGCGAGAAGGACAUUAUCCUCGUCUCGUGCGUCACAAGUGGCAACGUGGGCUUCCUCGACGACGACCGACGCACCAACGUCAUGACGUCGCGCGGCCGCCGCUUCUGCAUCGUCAACUGCAAUGCGUCCGCACUGCAAGGCCACGCGACGUGGCGCAUGUUGUUUGAGCACGCCAAGGACAAGUGCGCGUUUGUCGGCGCCGGCGCCAAGCCCUUUGCGACUGUGUGGGCCGAGACCGAGGCCGACGACGCGCUCAAGGCCCGCGUCAACCACCAGCACGCGACGCUCCGUGCGACGCUCGAGCAGCGUGACGAGAAAGGCAAGGCGAACCCGGACGACGAAGAAAAGGCGGCCCCGAACGAGGAAGAAUCCAAAGACGAAAUGCCUUCGGACACCAAGCGCAAGCGCCGCGGCAGUCCCAAGGUGCACGUCUCCAUUUUGUGA
Messenger RNA from Saprolegnia parasitica CBS 223.65, 3222 nucleotides. RefSeq lists its product as hypothetical. The transcript is spliced from 12 exons. The record is from RefSeq and is a predicted model, not a curated record. Bases 1 to 3222 code for a protein of 1073 amino acids. Lineage: Eukaryota; Oomycota; Saprolegniomycetes; Saprolegniales; Saprolegniaceae. Gene Ontology annotation, molecular function: helicase activity.